This is a messenger RNA of Gloeophyllum trabeum ATCC 11539, 5123 nucleotides long. RefSeq lists its product as uncharacterized. The coding region runs from base 102 to 4349 and encodes 1415 amino acids. The transcript has 7 exons. The record is from RefSeq and is a predicted model, not a curated record. Gene Ontology annotation, molecular function: protein binding. NCBI's taxonomy places the organism in Eukaryota, Fungi, Basidiomycota, Agaricomycetes, Gloeophyllales, Gloeophyllaceae.
ACGGCACGCCCAACAAAUUUCGUUCCGUGCUGUUCUGGCCUGCUUGCGUCUGGGUCCCAUCCACUAUCUGUCGGACCCCCUGUCUGCAUACAUGAUCAACUAUGCUGCCGAAAGUUGCUAACCAUCUCCUGCACCAUACUGCCCGUGCGGCAGCUGUCGUCCAAAAUCAGACUGGAUAUUUCUCUCGCAAUGUGCUGCAGCUGCAGACGUCUUCGAAUCCUGCGACGGGCCUCACUACCUUGAAUGGCGCGUCAAGUUCUAGUUGGGGAAACGGGCCAGGGCCCGGUGGGAAGUAUCAGGGGAGUAGUCGAUUCUACUCGGGCUACCAGGGCGCGGGCCGAGCCGUCACGCAAGCGAACACGUCUGCAGCACAAGACGGAGAUUUCUCCCAGGGUGACGAUGAAGACCUAAGACCGCCGCGGCCGGUUGUCCGAGGGUCAGGGAAAGGUCGGGGACGUAGUCAAAGUCUUUCACACUCGGGACCGGGGCGUAGAGAACGCGGUGAGGCACUGGGCGUGCUGCGCACAGUGCAGAUGCACGUCAGGCGCAAACAUACAUUCCUUUCUUCCACUAUCCAUGCGCCGGAGAGCUCAGAACCCUCAGAUCAGUUAGUUGUAUUCAACACGACACCCUCUAUACCCACCCCGCCCCGUGUCAUUUCUCGCCGGAAUUCUACUGCAGCAGCUGUAUCUUCGCAACACGAUGUGUCUACCGCACCUCCCCCACCUCGCCCUGCUUCCCCUCGGAGCCGUCCACCGUCACCACGCCCGCUGUCUCCUGUCCCCUCGGUUUCAUCUCAGUCCUCGGAAAGCGUGACGGAAAAGCUUUUGCAAAAGAGCGAGAGCGAAGCCAUCAUCGAUUCGCUCAAGUCUGCCUCUACGUCAGGCGACUACACUCAGGCUUACACGAUCGUCCAGGCUAUGCGCGCAAAGGAAACUGGGCUCACGAUUGCUCACUUCAACGCCGCUCUCGACGCGCUGUUCCACAGCCGCCGCGGCGGGCAGCCGUUGCACUUCCUGAUCGACACGUACAAUGACAUGCUGAACCGGUCCAUCACGCCCAAUUUCAAGACUUACCUUAUCUUGCUGAGCGCGCUGACGGUGCGCGACGCUGAGGUGCAGCGGACAAUCGCGACGCUCGAAUCCCGCGCGAAGCGGCGCAUGCUGAGUGGCAGGUCCGAGGUCGCGACCGAGUCUGUCGACCAGCGUCGCAUCGCUGCCCUCCGGGAGGAGAACAACUUUGGUUCGGCUAUGUCCCUCUUCGAGGCUGGGUGCACGUUCAAGUACAUGGCCGAGCACUUCCCGCCCUGGCUGUACCGGAACUUGAUGCGCAGUGCGGCCAUGCACGCGAACCUCGACGCGGCCCUGAUGAUCUUCAACCAGAUCGAGAAACGCCAGGAUAUCAAGCCCAGCCCUCCGCUGUACUCUUACCUCAUCUCCAUCUUCACCGACCUCGGCGAUCUGCGCGGUGCGGAAGACGUGUUCACUGAGUUCCUGAAGGCGUCCAAGGCCGGCCACAUCGACUGGUCGAUCAACGAGGAGCAAGAGCAGCCAUGGUUCCUCGAUACGAAGGAUCGCUCGGCUGGGGAACGCGUGAUACAGCUCAAUAUCUGGAAUAGCAUGAUCGAAGCGUCCUUCCGCUGUGAGAUGCCCGAGAAGGGCAUCGAGCUCCUGGCGCAGAUGAUGGACUCGAAGUCGGGCGAGAACUACGGGCCCGCGGACGUGCCUCCUCCCGCCUCGGCUACCUUCACCACGGUCAUCUCAGGCUUCAUCCGGUCCGGCGACGUCGACACCGCGCUCGCGUGGUUCGACAAGCUGCUGCUACAGGACAUGGCUACGCGGCACCCUCUCGAGGCCUCGUCGAAGACGUGCAAGCCGGACGCCGUGGCCUGGAACAUCAUGCUCGAGACGCUGGUCGAGAAGGGGCGGAUAAACGAUCUAAACCGACUCUUCAAACAUUUGCUGCAGGACGACAACACGGGUGUCGUCCAGGUGCGCUGGAACGACCGGGAAAUGGUAUUCGAGGCGAAUCUGCGCCACCUUGAGAGCAGCGAGUUGGAUAGGAAACAGGCCCUUGAGCUGAUGGACUUCGUGGCGAACGAAGUCAUUCUCAAUACCGACCUGUCACUUGUGGCUCGAGCUGCUGCUGAACCACUGGCAGAGAGGUUCGCAGAUUUUGUGGGGCAAUACGUCAGGUAUGGCUAUAUCGAGCGCGCAGUUGACAUAGUGGAGCAGUGGAUUGCCUCGCGGGAGAAGGAAAUGCAGACUACGCAGGUCUCUGCUCCUACAAUCGCCUGUCUCCGCGCGACAGCGGGGAGCAGUGCACAUCGUAUUCUCGGAGUUGACCGUCCUGACGCUGCUGUGCCGAGUAUCGAUCUGGCGCUGAGAAUCGCGCGUUUGUGCGACCACGUCUCCCUCCUCCCGUCUGCACAGACGGCCCCGCGGUACCUCCGAGCCUACGCUAACGCCAAGACGGCAAGCCAUCCCCUCGACCUUACUUCGAGGGAUUGGGAGCUUCUCCUCUACGCGGCCGUCCAGCUUGUGCGUACCAAACAGACGCCGGUGUCUGCUCCGGUAUCCUUGGAGGACCUUCUCAAGGAUCUUGCCACGCACAGCGUCGACCUUGCCACCAUGAGCGAGCAUGUGCGCCGGUCGCUUGUAGAGACAUUGUAUGCUCAGCCCGGCGGCGUUGCAGCAGCCAGAGGCCUGUUGCGCAAGUCAGGCCACCAUGAUUUCGUCAGAGCUCUGGGAGAUGACGCUCUGCUCACACCGCCGACCAGCCCUGAAAUGCCGACUGUUCCUGCUUCUCCUGCUACGAAACGGCCACGUGUCGACCGGGCUUGCACUCGCUACGUCGGGGAGUUCUAUCCUUCCCACCCGCAGGUGACUCCUUCCGUUGCUUUCGCUCGCUUUCAGGAGAGUGCUGCUCAAGGCAUUUUCCCCUCGGUUGAAGUCAUCGGUCGUUUAAUCAAUGCACUGGGUCGGCACGGAAAAAUAUACGAGGUACAGUCCGUAUACGCCGAGGCUCAAAAGUACCUCGCCGCUCUGGAACAUGACAAAAAGGCACAAUCCGCGGCGUGGUUCCAGAUUGAGGAUCAGAUGAUCGUCGCUUUGGCGCAGGCGGGCUUCCCUGAUGCUGCGCAUGUUCAUCGUAGCCGCAUCCUGGAGCAUGGGGGUGUACCGUCUGCCGAUGCGUACGGCUCAAUGAUAUCUUCUGUGAAGGAGACUACCGAUGAUGCUGCCCAUGCUCUGGCUUUGUUCGAAGAAGCUCAGGUCCGUGGCGUGGUUCCGAAUACGUACAUGUACAACACCAUCAUCUCGAAGCUGGCGAAAGCGCGCAAGGCGGACUACGCCCUCGAGUUGUUCCACCAGAUGAGGACGCUGGGCCACCGUGCAACCUCGGUUACAUACGGGGCUGUCAUCGCUGCCUGCUGCCGUGUCGGUGAUGCUCCCUCCGCCGAGGAAUUGUUCCAGGAGAUGAUCUCACAGGCAAACUUUAAGCCCCGUGUGCCGCCUUACAAUACCAUGAUUCAGCUGUACGUUCACACCAAGCCUAAUCGUGAGAAGGCGUUAUUCUACUACAAUGCUCUUCUGGAUGCGCAUAUCCAGCCUUCGGCUCAUACUUACAAGCUCUUGUUGGAUGCAUACGGUACUAUUGAACCGAUUGACGUGGCCGCGAUGGAGCGCGUCUUUGAGCGUCUUGUCGCGGAUAAAUCUGUUGAGGUCACUGGUGCACACUGGGCUUCCUUGAUCAAUUCUUGGGGCUGUGUGCAGAAGAACCUGGAGAAAGCAGUUGAAGUGUUCGAGUCCAUCGCGAAUCACCCCGCGUCUAGGCGCUCUGGUACCCCCCUGCCAGAUGCCGUUGCUUAUGAAGCCAUCAUCAACGUCCUCGUCACCCUCCGGCGCACGGACUUGCUCACCCCCUAUAUCCAACGGCUCAAGUCGUCUAACGUACACAUGACCGCAUACAUUGCCAACUUGAUCAUCAAGGGUUACGCGGCUGGAGGCGACAUUGAGCGAGCACGCGAAGUCUUCGAAGGUCUCGUUGACCCACCAGAAGGUGUCGCUGCUCCAAAUAAUCACGUCUCCUAUUCGUUGAACGGUAAUCGUCAACUACCAUCAACACCGGUCUAUCGCGAGCCUUCCACCUGGGAAGCCAUGGUCAGGGCGGAAUUGGGCGUCGGUAACAGAGAUCGGGCCAUCGCACUAUUAGAACGGUUGCAGUCUCGAAAAUACCCUCCCGCCGUUUACGCCCGCAUCAGUGGCAUCAUGCUCGACGACUCUGUCUCCCCCUGGGCUUCCGACGCCUCUUCCGUGCACUCCGGCAGUGCUGCGACUGAGAGUCACUAACCGCAUCUCACACCCUCUUGACUCAUCACGAGACGUUUACGCUGUAUUUCUAGCUUGCUUGCUCGAUCCGAAGUGAUCAUUCGACUUACGAGGCUUAUGAUAGUGUAGAUUAUAAUGUUACAUUAUACAUGUAUACUAGAUAGAUACAGCGACAGCGCACCCAGCCAUGUAGAGAAAGGGAUCGGAACGAUCAAUCUAAACGAUUGGAUUUGUGCUCGCGGUAUUCGUAGAUAUUGUCUGAAGCGAGGAAGCGCUUGGCGGCCAGAGCCAGGAGCGAGAGGAAGGAAACCGCGAAUAAGAGUGUGCGCCAGGGGUGGUGGGAGACGUAGUAUUCGACUGCUAUCAUCUUCGCAUUCAGGUACCGAGCGAGCCGCUCGACGAUGUUCUCUGAGUGUUUAGCGCGGAUUGUGCCCUUGCGCACGCCGUCAAUCGCGGAGAAUAUGCUGUCCGCCUCGAGCUGGAUCUUGUGCCCGUGCUCGUCCGUGUCGUAGUACAUUAAUUUCUCGUGCUCGGCGAUGACCACGCCCGGCAGGUCGCCCUUCCUGAUCCCGUACAUGCUCUUGAGCCACUUGCCCCACUGCCCCGCGUCCAUCCACGUGAACACGACGUCGCCCGCGCCCUGGCGGUUGCGCCACUGCUUCCCUAUAUCCCGCACCUUCCGGAUGGUCUGCGCGUCCUGCGUGUCAGGGACGGCGACGAGCACGACGAGCGGCUUGUGCGGGGCUUUCAUAAUCGCCUGGAAGGACUCCGAUGAGAGCUCGGUGGUGGUGGGCA